Dictyostelium discoideum AX4 is the source of this 468-nucleotide messenger RNA. It is a transcript of the gene rps11, whose product is annotated as 40S ribosomal protein S11. The coding region runs from base 1 to 468 and encodes 155 amino acids. Lineage: Eukaryota; Evosea; Eumycetozoa; Dictyosteliales; Dictyosteliaceae. Gene Ontology annotation, molecular function: structural constituent of ribosome. Gene Ontology annotation, biological process: translation. Gene Ontology annotation, cellular component: ribosome; cytosolic small ribosomal subunit. The record is from RefSeq and is a predicted model, not a curated record. The transcript has 2 exons.
AUGGCCGAUAUUCAAGCUGAAAAAGCUUUCCAAAAGCAACAAGUUUCUUUCAAAAACAGAUUCCAACUUAAAGCCAGCAAAGGUAAAGAAGGUAUCAGAUAUUACAAAAAUAUCGGUCUUGGUUACAGAACCCCAAAGGAUGCCAUCGAAGGUACCUACAUCGAUAAGAAAUGUCCAUUCACCUCAGACGUUUCAAUCCGUGGUGCUAUCCUCCGUGGUACCGUCAUCUCAACCAAAAUGAGAAGAACCCUUGUUGUCAGAAGAAACUAUCUCCACUACAUCAAGAAAUACAACCGUUUUGAAAAGAGACACUCCAACAUCCCAGCCCACGUUUCACCAGCUUUCAACGUAAAGGAAGGUGACUCUGUUACCAUUGGCCAAUGUAGACCAUUAUCCAAAACUGUCAGAUUCAACGUCAUCAAACACGAUAUCUCUGCUGCCUCAAAGAAACAAUUCAAAGCUUUCUAA